This is a messenger RNA of Megalopta genalis, 2891 nucleotides long. The record is from RefSeq and is a predicted model, not a curated record. Lineage: Eukaryota; Metazoa; Arthropoda; Insecta; Hymenoptera; Halictidae.
CAUGAGAUGAGAACACUGCUAUGUCCACGAGAUGGACAUUUGACAUUUUGGCAGACUAUUGUGGCGAGAUAUUGCAACUAAUAAGUCGAAAGGUUAUUACAUAGUUAGAAAGCUCCAAGCUCUAAACCUGAGACAGAGAAAUGAAAGACGGUCUUUCACACGGCUAGUUCGCGUUUGAUGGAUACCAACCGUACGUGUAAUUCAAUGGGAGUGUUCAUUUGAAUCUAACUUCAAAUACAGUGUAUUGAACGUGAAUCGCGCGAUGUAAUCACAAAUCGUCAUGUAAAAGAGGUCUAAGCGUACAACUAGAACUGAGUUUAAAUAAGGUAGAAUUUUCUACAUUUUUUAUCACAGGUGGCGUAACCAUUUGUUUGGCAAAACCAGAAUUAAAUAAAUCGCCAUAUUGAAUUUUAGUCGAGCCCCCUGAUAGUAUGUGAUUACAUUAUUUCACUAUUCCGGUCAAUAUCGAUGCGAACUUCUAACGAACGCUUUCUUAACGUUGUUGGUGAAAGUAAUUAUGGAAAUAAAAGUAAAUGAGGAAGAAUUAUUGCGUGAAAUGGAAAUGAACGAGAUUACAAUGAAUUCGAACAACGAGAAAGUAAGAAAACUAGACGACGAAAAAGGCUGUGAUAGCACCUUAUCCAGUUCGAUGGAAAAUAAUAGAACUGAUUCCUUAAAAAUUCCUAAUGAGACCAGUAGUACCGACAUAGUUUUUAAAAAACCGACUGUUACUGGACUCGAACGUUCUCGAUUAGAAGGUAAACAUUUGAAAACGUGCCCUGUCUUUUCGAUUGGAAACCCAGAAAGCUUGGUUAUAGUGGAAAAAUCUCAAGAACAUUUUAAGGAUUCACCGUUUCCUUACAUGGAACCUCCUUGGAGUGGAAAAGCAGAAAAAGAUUACAAAAUGGAGGUAUUAAAAUCUGGCGUCAUUAUAGACACAAUUUCGCUCACGAAACAAAGUUUUUAUGUCAUUGGACGCCUACCAUCGUGUCACAUAUCGUUAGCUCAUCCAACAAUUUCUCGGCAUCAUGCUGUCUUACAGUACAGAUCGAUAGAAGAUCGUGAACACUCUAAAGGCCUUUAUGUAUAUGACCUAGGAAGUACUCAUGGUACUUUUUGGAAUGGAAGUCGUAUUAAACCUAAUAUUUAUGUACGGCUGCGAGGUGGUCAUAUGCUCAGAUUUGGAUGUAGUCAGAGAAAAUUCAUAUUACAAGCUCCAUUGGAUGAUCAAGAAGAGGAAUCUCUGUACACAAUAUCAGAAUUGAAGCAAAUGCGAGCAUCGAAGCUAGAAAAACCUGGCAACCAAGAUGAUGAAUCAUUUAAUGAAAACAAAGAGACCGAUGGUAUUGACUGGGGUAUGAGAGAGGAUGCUAAUGAAGAAACAGAUUUGCAAGAGAAUCCUUAUGCCUGCAUUGGCGACGAGGAGUUAGUUUUGGAAGACCCUAAAAAGACCUUAAGAGGUUGGUUCGAGAGAGAAGGAUAUGAUCUACAGUACAAAACAGAAGAAAGAGGACCUGGUCAAUUUUUAUGUUGGGUAGAACUACCCAUGGAAGAUAUUGUAGGUCACUCUUUGAAAGCAGAAGCUCUUGUCAAGGGCAAAAAAAAAGAAGCUGUAGUGAAAUGUGCGCUAGAAGCUUGUAAAAUAUUGGACAAAUAUGGAUUACUAAGACAAUCGCAUCAUGAAGCAAAAAAACGGAAAACAAGAAACUGGGAAGCCGAAGAUUACUAUGAUUCGGACGAGGACAAUUUUUUAGAUAGGACAGGAUCGAUAGAAAGAAAACGUGAACAAAGAAUGCGGCUGGCUGGCAAAUUGGAAGAAAAAGUGGAAACAUACAAUUCCUUGCUUGAAAAGUAUGGGAAAAUUCUAAAACGGAUUUCGCAUCUGACAGAUUCGAUUAAAAAUUGGCAAUAUGAAACUAAUAUGAGGGCAGAAACAUCGGAAGAAGACGCCUUGGAUGCUUUUAUGUUAAAUUUAAGUUCGUCCGCUUUGUCUAAAAACGACAUUGUCAAGAUGAAACUGGAACUACUGACUCUUCGUAAAGAAGAAGCGAGCGUAAUGAAAUUAUUAGAUUUGACACGACCAGCAAAUUUACCGGCACUUGUUCAACAAAGUAUAACAACAAAUUCAACAACUGAUCGAGAUAAAAUAAUUAUGAAUACUAUACAAGACAUAUCAAAAGCAAGUAAAAUCCAACGUUACAUGCUUGAACUUAGAAAGGGAAAACUUAAUAAUCGUCGGUCAAACGGAAACGUCGCUGGAUUAAUAUCAUAUACAUCUGCUAAGGAUAGCAUGGAAGAGGAAUCUGAAGAAGAAUCGGAUCCUGAAGAUGCAAACAAAGAUGAAUUGCUUUCAAAUUCGUCUCCUCGCAUAAACAAAAACGUUUGUGAACUACGACACUCUUGCACAUCUAAUGCAGAUACCGUUGCUACUACCACUACUACUACUACUACUACUACUACUACUACUACUAGUAGUAGUACCACUACUAGUACUGCUACUGCUACUAUUACUAUUCCUACCACCACCGAUGCUGACAAUACUGAUACUAUCACUACAGUCGAUGCUAAUGAUAUUACUUCCACAAUCAGCAUAAAUAGGUCUAACCGAGAAAAAAAACGUCGGAAAAUAGUAUCUUGUGAUCAAGAUAUUUAUGCCGACAAUUAUUCUAUGUGGAUUCCUCCACAAGGACAAGAAGGGGAUGGAAAAACGAGUCUUAACGACAAAUAUGGUUACUAAAUUUAUGUUACACAUAACGUGAUUUCAAUCAAUUACAUUUCGAUGUAUUAUACUGUAAAUACAUUCGUUUGUUUGUGUGUUUAUUAAAUUAAAAAAAUAAUCUGAGAAUUUAUCUAUAGCAUAUUAUAGCAUAAUAGAUAGGUGAAAAAUCAUG